UUUCCAGUCAACACCUGGCUGAGUUCAGCAGGGAGUCUUUUUACCCAGACAAGUUGCUGGCUGUUCCCCUGUGCUCCAGGCAUUGCGUGUCUGAGCUGUGUUUCUCCUUGUUCCUCUCUCCUGCAGGGUUGGGCUCUUCCCCAUGCUAUGGCGGGCUGCUUCUGCUGCUGCCGUAAGUGCCCCCGUUUCUUGUCGGAGGAAGACAGAGCUGCCGUCCUGGCAGACAAAGAAAUCCAGAAAAUACUGCGGGAGCAGAAGAAGCAAGACAGGAGGGAGGUGAAGCUGCUGCUGCUGGGCCCUGGCGAGAGCGGGAAGAGCACGUUCAUCAAGCAGAUGAGGAUCAUCCAUGGGUCGGGCUAUUCAGAAGAGGAUUGCAAAGCAUUCACCAAGCUAGUGUAUCAGAACAUCUUUGCCGCCAUGCAGGCCAUGACUGGGGCCAUGGAGACGCUGCAGAUCCCCUAUGCCCAGCCAGAGAACGUGCACCAUGCCCAGCUGGUCAUGGGAGUGGAUGCCUAUAAGGUAGUGAGACUCAAUGAGCCAUACGUCAGUGCCAUCAGGGAGCUGUGGAGAGAUGCUGGGAUCCAGACGUGUUAUGAGAGACGAAGGGAAUAUCACUUGCUGGACUCUGCCUUUUACUUUCUAUCCAGCCUGGAGCGUAUUGUGGAAGAUGCCUACAUCCCCACCGCGCAGGAUGUCCUGAGGAGCCGGAGGCCGACGACCGGCAUCAACGAGUACUGCUUCUCGGUGAAGAAGGUGACCCUCAGGAUCGUGGACGUGGGGGGGCAGAAGUCGGAGCGCAAAAAAUGGAUCCAUUGCUUCGAAAAUGUGAUUGCCCUAAUCUACCUGGCCUCUCUCAGUGAGUACGACCAGCGCCUGGAAGAGAACAGCCAGGAGAACCGGAUGAAAGAGAGCCUGGCUCUUUUCCGGACCGUCCUAGAGCUGCCCUGGUUUCGGAAUGCCUCGGUCAUCCUCUUCCUGAACAAGACCGACAUCCUGGAAGACAAGAUCGCACACUCGGACCUAGCCGACUGCUUCCCGGCCUUCCCAGGGCCCAAGCAGGAUGCUGAGGCUGCGAAGCACUUCAUUUUGGAGAUGUACACAGAGAGGUACAAGCAGUGCUCAAGUGGACGUGGGCCCUCCCAGACCUCCAAAACCAGGUGUCUCUACCAUCACUUCACCUGUGCCACGGACACGCACAACAUCCGCAAGGUCCUCAAGGAUGUCCGGGAUGUGGUCCUGGCCAGCUACUUGGACGAUAUCAACCUGCUGUGAUGGGACGGGCUCUGCUGGGGAAUUAGCUGGGUGUCGGGACAGGAGGCUUUGGCUGCUGCUCCUCAUACACCUGGCUCGGGAGGCAGGAAAGAAACCAGCCAGGGCACCCUUCAUGCUGGGCAUGCAAAAAGAACAGCUCUUGACAUCUCCCUGGUUUGGAGACCCUCGGUGGACCAACUUUCCUGAUGACCUCCUGCAGGGGUCCUUUUUAGAGCUGUCUUCAGAGACCCACUUCUGGCUUGCCUCUGGGUCACUUUUAGCCUCCCUGCCUUUCUGAUGGGGACUGAAUGCUCCUGACUUUGUGCCUAGGAUUUGGCUCCAGAAAGGGCUCCUGUUCCUCUCCUCCGGGGUUGUUCUCAUUUUCCUUGCCAGGGGAGGGGCUGCUUUGGUAGCCGACCCAUCUGCAAAGCACUCGGGGCGCUGAGGCUGUUUGUAGAGACUAAUAAAGAAUGGAGAGAUGCAGUUAUUUUAAA
Molecule: messenger RNA, 1745 nt
Organism: Gavialis gangeticus (Gharial)
Lineage: Eukaryota; Metazoa; Chordata; Crocodylia; Gavialidae
Gene: GNA15
Product: G protein subunit alpha 15
Exons: 7
Biological process (GO): adenylate cyclase-modulating G protein-coupled receptor signaling pathway; action potential; phospholipase C-activating dopamine receptor signaling pathway
Cellular component (GO): heterotrimeric G-protein complex
Molecular function (GO): G-protein beta/gamma-subunit complex binding; GTPase activity; guanyl nucleotide binding
Source: RefSeq, a predicted model, not a curated record